AAAAACACAAUUUUCUUUUCCUUUUCUUUCACAGUAUUUAACAUUAAAUCACAUCAUUUCACAAUUCAGAAGUUAAAAGCUUAGCUUUUUCACACUAUACUUUUCUUUACUUCACUCUACACUUCUCCUUUUCCAACCCCUUUUGCUCUAACUUUGAAGAAAUGACUAAAGAUGAAGACUUUAAGCUGCUCAAGAUUCAGACAUGUGUGCUCAGAGUAAACAUACAUUGUGAUGGAUGCAAGCAGAAAGUGAAGAAGCUCCUUCAAAGAAUUGAAGGUGUUUACCAAGUAAACAUAGACUCUGAGCAGCAAAAAGUGACUGUUUCUGGUAGUGUUGACACUGGAACUUUGAUUAAAAAAUUGGUUAAGGCUGGUAAGCAUGCCGAGCUUUGGUCGCAGAAUAAUGCUAAUCAGAAUCUGAAACAAAAUCCCAACUGUAUCAAAGAUAACAGCAAGAACAACAAAAAUCAAAAGCAGCAAGGCGACGGUGUUAUCAAGAAUCAGCAGAAGUUCAAUCUUGUGCCUGAGGAAGUUGAUUAUCUCGACGAGGACUAUGAUGAGGAUGAAGACGUUGGUUAUGCUGAGGAAGAGAUGCGGCUUAUGAGAGAUGGAGCAAGACAACAAAUGGCUCUUCUAAGACAGCAAGCAGAAGCAAAGAAAGCUAUGGCAGCUGCUAUGGCUAAUGGUAAAGUAAACAACAACAAUGUUGCUGCCAAUGACAAGAAAACGGGGCCGAUUCCGAAUAUGACAAUGAAGCCAAAUCCCGGAGGUGGUGGUGGCAUCGACCCGAGAACAAUGGCUGCUUUGAAAAUGAACAUGAAUAAUGCUGCUGGUGGUCAACUAGGUGGAAAUGUGAAUCUUGCUGAGGCAGCAAAAAUGGGAAUGGUUGGAGGAAAUGACAUAAACGCAAUGAUGAAUCUUGCUGGUUUUCACGGGAACAACAACGGUACUACUACUACUAAUACCAACAACAACGUUGCUGCAUUCUUGAACGCUGCUGGAGGGGGUGGAGGUGGGUUUCAAGUUCAUCCAAACAACGGUAUACCGGGAUCUUUAGCCACCGGUGGUCAUCAUCAUCCAUCUGCUUCAAUGCUUAUGAACGUGAACAACGGCGGCCAACAACAACAGCAGCAGUACAAUCCAUCACCAAUGCUAACGAAUUUUCAAAACAGGCAUGCUAUGCAACAACCACCACCUCAGAUGAUGUACAAUAGGUCUCCUUUCGUUCCUCCAUCCACCGGUUAUUACUACAACAAUAGUAAUAACAACUACGGCCAAGUCCCUUACACCACCACCUACGCCGAUCCUUAUUACUACACUUCUCCGGCCGCUGCUGAUCAAUCUGCUACUGCUAAUGCUCAUAUGUUCAGUGAUGAGAAUCCUAGCAGUUGUUCCAUUAUGUAAGGUUUUAGAGUGUAUUUUGUAAUGUGGGAAUUGAAGUAAUGGUCUUGAGGAUGAGGAGUAUUUUAGGUCCUCAAUCUUUUUUCUGUUUUAACAUCAGAAUAUAUAUGAUGUUUAAUUUGUAUUUUCUUGCUUCUGCUACAAUUCUACUUUGUUGUAUAAUUCUCUUUAUUUAGGACUACUUUGUAUUAUUACUAUUAUUAAGAUAGUGAAAGUGUAUGUUUUAUGGUGUUAA
This is a messenger RNA of Capsicum annuum, 1635 nucleotides long. RefSeq names its product heavy metal-associated isoprenylated plant protein 37. The transcript is spliced from 4 exons. Bases 162 to 1403 code for a protein of 413 amino acids. The record is from RefSeq and is a predicted model, not a curated record. Gene Ontology annotation, molecular function: metal ion binding. NCBI's taxonomy places the organism in Eukaryota, Viridiplantae, Streptophyta, Magnoliopsida, Solanales, Solanaceae.